AUGGCGGCCUCCGUGGGCCCUGAGGUGAUUUGGGAGGUGCUCCAUCCGAGCUGCCCGGUGCGGGCGGAGCCCCACUGCGAGGGAAGAGUGUUGAGCUGGAAGAGACGAGGUCAGCAGAUCACCUGUAGCGAGAUCACCACCGAUGGUUGGCUCAAAGUCUCCGAUCGGGGCUGGAUGCUCUCCGACCUGCAGGGUACUCAUGGCCUUGGGAGCCUGUUACAGCCCAAGCGCGGGGAGGACAUCACCCUUGCUGUGGAUGAGCCUCAGCCACAAGGCAUUUGCUGCCUUGAGGUCACCUUUGCUCAGGUGGCCGUGCGCGCCUUCCCCAGCCGCGAUGCCAUCGCGCUGUGCUACCGGCGUCGCGGGGAGUUGGUCUUUGCGCGCUCCCAGAACUUCGCUGGCUGGUUGCGCCUCGCAGGUGAGGAAGGUUGGAUGUUAGCCUUUGCGCCGGAGCAUGGGCUAUUGCUACAGCCUCGCCUCGCACAGGAGACGGCGGAACUGGACCUUUGGGCCCUCUGCGACCUUUGGAACACCUUCCGCCGGAAGAAGCGAAUGCUCUCCCCUGCGGAUGUGAAGUCUUUGAAGGAUGCGGAGGAGGGCACCAAGAUCAUGGCCGGAAUGGACUAUGAGCACCAUGUAGCCACAGGCAAUGCAGAGCCUUUGGUGGAGGAUGGUCUUUUGACCAAGGAAGACCUGCGGCGCAGCGAGACCUGGAUCCGCCAACGGAUCUUUGCACAUUCGCUGCUGCGGAUGGCAAAAGAAGAACCUCCCUUUUGCGAACUGUGUUUGGAGAUGCGACUCACCCCGAGGCCUUUGCCUUUGGAGCUGUCGACGAAGGCAACUCUGGAGGAGGUCCAGGGGCAACCGGAACCGAAGGAGGAGCCGAAAGCACCGAAAGCUGGCUACAAUGGGCAGUCUCGAGGGGAGACCGACGGCGCGCGUUCCAGCUCCACGGCACGAGGAGGUGCCACGAAUGGCAAAGCCAGUUCCGCCAGUGGCGUGGGCGGCCGUGAUUUCUCCUUGGGCGGAUCAAAGAGCAGCGCCCCUCACCGCGGCGCCCCUCACCGCCCGCCGGCCGGGCCGACCGGGCCGAUGGGCUUCGGCGGCCGUCCCGGUGGCGGGCGGUCGGGGGGACGAGGUCCCGGUGGACGGGCCAAAGGCUUUGGCAAGGGCAAGGGCGGCUUCGGCGGCUUUGGCCAGAUGGGCCAGAUGGGCGGCUUUGGCCUAGGACCCGGGCUUGAUGGCGGCAUGCCUGGCAUGGGUGUCAUGCCGGUGGAGGUGAACGGUGAAGAGCUCUUGAUGACGGAGGGGGGGCUCCUCGUGGACCCGGAGACACAAGCGCCCGUGGGAGUGUUGAACCCCAUGACCGGAGAGGUUCAAGAGAUCACCGAGGAGCAUGUGCAGAAGUUGAUGGAAACCAUUGGUCAGAUCAACAUGGUCGAGCUCAAUGGCAGGCCAUACUUGAUGAUGGCCGGGCUUUUGGUCGAUCCGCAGACGCAGGAGGUGGCCUUUAAGGUGGAACCGGACGGCACCGUGGUGGACGCGCAGACGGGGGAGACGAUGGGCAUGGUGGAUUUGUUCGGGGAAUGGUUGGUGAAUCAACUCGGAGAAGACUGCACUAGCUUCAUUGCGGCGGAGAUCAUUGCCGGCUUCAAUCGAGUCCAGCAGAUCACCAGUGAGUUAGAUCUCGUCGUUGCGAGCUUGAAGCGAAUUCCAGAGCUGGAAGUCAAGCAGGAUUUCACAGGGAAAGUGGAAGUCCGGCGCCGGCACCCCUUGCCACCCAAACCCAAGCUUGAGAGCGAGGCGGGCUCCGUUGAGGCGGAAGCCGCCGAAGCCGAGGAGGAGCUCCAGGUGGCGUCCACCGCGGCGGCGGAUGCGCCCAUGGAGAGCGGCAUCAAAGAAGAGAUGGAGUCUUUGGCAGGCUUUCGCAAGGUGCCCAAGACCGGUGUGAUCUACGUCAUGGACGAGGCCAGCAAGGCUGGCUACUGCGCACAGACCGCCCAGCAAUGGGCGAACUUGGGACAAGGCUCACCAGAGACCACGAAGGCCAAGCAUUGGCCAACGAACAUCCGGAAACGCUUGAGCGAGCUGGUGGAGAAAGGGAAGCUGAGCUCCGAGUUGGGGCCUUUCUCAUUGCAAACCCUGGAAGUGAAUGAAGAAAACCUGCAUUAUAGCAGCGUGAAUGGUGAUUGGGCCCUCCGACGUGCUGUAGCAAAGUACUACAACGAGAUCUACCGGAAGGGCAAGUCCUCUCUCUACACCGCGGAGAACGUGGCAAUUGUGGGUGGUGGACGGUUGGCUUUGACCAGGUUGUGCUGUGCCAUGGACAAUGUGAAUUUGGGACAUUUCUUACCCGACUACACGGCCUAUGCGGAACUCUUGAGCCAGUUCAAAACCAUCAACUCCAUUCCCAUCCCCUUGGACCCGAAGAACAACUUCACGAUCACCCUCCAGGAGCUGCGGCGGGAGAUUGUGGGGCGUGGCUUGUCGGUGCUGUUGCUCAGCAACCCCUGCAACCCCACAGGGCAGCUCAUUGAGGGUGAGGAGCUCAAGAACUGGGUACGGAUUGCACGAGAGACGCAGUGCACCGUGGCUCAUGAGAUGAUUCUGACAUCGUUUGGUCGGUGCAAGGGAGGCUCCUUGGUCUUGGACGAGAUCUAUUCCAGAUAUGUCUACACCCAGCGCAUGAGCCCCACGGACGCCACCUGGCGCAUGGUCUCCGCAGCCCAGUUCGUGGAUGACGUGAAUCAGGACCCCGUCAUCAUCUUAGACGGGCUGACAAAGUGCUGGAGGAUGCCAGGUCUUCGGAUUUGUUGGAUCGUGGCACCCAAGACAGUCAUCGACGCAGUGGGUGCUGCAGGAUCCUUCUUGGAUGGUGGCCCUUCACUACCCACCCAGCGCUCCUGCGUGCCCUUGCUGAACCCCAAAGACGUCAUCGAGCAGACGGUGAUGCUACAGGUUGUGAGUGGUUUGUUCUUCCUGCUGGACAUACCCAGGAGCCGUGAUGUAGCAGUGUUGCUUUGCAUUCUUUUGCUUUGUCCGAUGCAGUCUGUGCUCGACCGAAUUCUUCGGUCAAAAUAGUAGAGCCAUGUAGAGCCAGAGUAGGCCUAGACUGAGGUGGGCGAUUGGCUUGCUUCAAGCUUCACAACUUUCCCUUGAAACAUUGACCCCAUGGUGACUUCUUGCAGUCCAUUUUGGAUGAAAUCGAUGUUUGGUUUCCUGUACACCCUGGUGUCGACGAUCCCGACCCUGAGGUUUUCACUGGUUGGUAGUGGAAAACACUCUUCCAGGGUCAGGUCUAUGUUAGGUUUGCUUCUUGCCCAGACGCUCCAAACAACCCUUGGUCC
Molecule: messenger RNA, 3347 nt
Organism: Durusdinium trenchii
Lineage: Eukaryota; Dinophyceae; Suessiales; Symbiodiniaceae
Source: the annotation of a GenBank genome assembly